UAUAGACAUCAGGCUGCACAUAUAAACUUAACUCUAGAUUUUGGACAAAAUGGAAAUUAUUUCAUCAAAACAAUUCAUUUUACUGACUUUAGCCACCUCAAUCUUAUUAACAUCAAACAUCUUCUGUUCAGAUGAAUCAAUGAUGCCCAAUCUUCACAGCAAAAAGAAUUAUGACAAAUAUUCUGAGCCUAGAGGAGAUCUCUGCUGGGGAAAAGAAAGAAGUCUCAAUUUUGAAGAGUUAAAAGACUGGGGUCCAAAAAACGUCAUUAAGAUGAGUACACCUGCAGUCAACAAAAUGCCACCCUCAGUAGCCAACUUGCCACUGAGAUUUGGGAGGACCAUGGAAGAAGAAAGAAGCACUGGGGCGAUGGCCAACCCGCCUCUGAGAUUUGGAAGCAAUACAGAGGACAGCAUCUCGAGACAUGUUCCUAAUCUGCCCCAAAGGUUUGGGAGAACAACAAUAGCCAAAAGUGUCACCAAGACACUGAGUGAUUUGCUCCAACAAUCCAUGCAUUCAUCAUCUGCCAAUGGGUUACUUUACUCCGUGACCUGCCAGCCCCAAGAAAUCCAGAAUCCUAAUCAAAAGAACCUAAGGAGACUGGGAUUGAAGAAAAUAGAUGAUGCAGAAUUGAAACAAGAAAAAUAA
Molecule: messenger RNA, 646 nt
Organism: Aethalodelphis obliquidens (Pacific white-sided dolphin)
Lineage: Eukaryota; Metazoa; Chordata; Mammalia; Artiodactyla; Delphinidae
Gene: NPVF
Product: neuropeptide VF precursor
Exons: 3
Coding region: 50-646 (198 amino acids)
Biological process (GO): neuropeptide signaling pathway; negative regulation of gonadotropin secretion
Molecular function (GO): signaling receptor binding
Source: RefSeq, a predicted model, not a curated record